This is a messenger RNA of Alosa alosa (allis shad), 3823 nucleotides long. Its product is annotated as UDP-glucuronosyltransferase 2C1-like. Gene Ontology annotation, molecular function: UDP-glycosyltransferase activity. Lineage: Eukaryota; Metazoa; Chordata; Actinopteri; Clupeiformes; Clupeidae. Bases 307 to 1920 code for a protein of 537 amino acids. The record is from RefSeq and is a predicted model, not a curated record. The transcript is spliced from 2 exons.
AGGAAGCGUAGGGGGGAGGAUAGUGGUCACAAGGGGAGGGGAGGCGAGCGAAAAUGAUCUCCCCUCCCCGAACAGUUUCCCUUCCCACAAAACACACACACACACACACACACUCCAUAGUCCAUAUUUAAAUGUCUCUUUACCCUUGGGCCACCCUCUCUCUCUCUCUCUCUCUCUCUCUCUCUCUCUCUGUCUUUCAUGGUAUUGCAUACUUUCCUUGGGAUAGAAAAUCCACAGAGUUUCUACAGCCUGUAGGCUCAAAGUCUCCUCAUCUGCACAGAGUGCUCCAGGAUCAAGAGAGGAGCCAUGUCAAGUGCAGGUGCAUGGGGCUGUCUGUUGCUGUGCCUCUCUGGCCUUCUCCUCUUGCCACCCUUCCAUUCUGGGGUCCAUGCCGGUAAAGUCCUGGUCUUUCCUGUGGAUGGUAGCCACUGGGUGAACAUGAAGCUCCUCAUCCAGGGCCUCCACGAGCGGGGACACCAGAUCACGGUGGUCCGGACGGCCAGCACCUGGUACAUCAAGGAGGAGUCCCCGCACUACGAGUCCAUCACUGUCGCCUUGCCCGAGGCCAUCAACAUCGAGGACGAGGACUUCUUUGUGUCCCUCCUCAGCAGGAUGCUGGAGAUCCAGAGGGCCGGCGCGUCGCCGCUGGCCUACGCCUCCUUCUGGUGGGUGAUUCUUAACGGGCUGUCGGACAUCCACCGGCAGGGCAGCCAACUGGCCGUGGAGAUGUUUGAGAACCGGCCACUGAUGGACCGUCUGCGGGAGGCGCAGUACGACCUGGUGCUGACGGACCCGGGCCUGGCGGCGGGCGUUCUGGUGGCCCAUGAGCUCCAGCUGCCCACGGUGUUUAACGUGCGUUGGAUCACAAGUGGCGAGGGUCACUUUGUUGUAGCCCCCUCGCCCAUCUCCUACGUCCCCACGUCGGGCUCCAACGUGUCCGACAGGAUGAGCUUCGCCGACCGCUUGAAGAACGCUCUGCAGUACCUCCUCAACGUCUGCAUCGACCGCUACGUGGUCUGCCCGCACUAUGACCGCAUCGUGGCCAAGUACUUCGGCCCAGACGUGAACUUCUACCACCUGCUGCAGGCCAGUGACCUCUGGCUGAUGCGCGUCGACUUCGUGUUUGAGUUCCCACGGCCGACCAUGCCUAACAUCGUCUACAUCGGCGGCUUCCAGUGCAAGCCAGCCGAACCGCUCCCCGAUGACCUGGAGGCGUUCGUUCAGGGCUCGGGGGAGCACGGUGUCAUCCUGAUGUCCCUGGGCACGCUGGUCAAAGCCCUGCCCAUCGAGAUCACCUCGGAGAUCGCCGCCGCCUUCGCCCGCCUCCCACAGCGAGUCAUCUGGAGAUACCCGGGUGAGCGCCCCAACAACCUGGGCAACAACACCCUCCUGGUCAAGUGGAUGCCCCAGAACGACCUGCUGGGGCACCCCAAGGUGCGGGCCUUCGUGGCACACGGAGGCACCAACGGAAUCUAUGAGGCCCUGUACCACGGCGUGCCCAUCGUUGGCGUGCCGCUCCUCUUCGACCAGUUCGAGAAUGUGCUGAGACUCGAGGUCCGUGGUGCGGCCAAGGUGCUCGACACUUCCAAGAUCGACCGGCAGAAUUUCUGGGAGGCGCUGCAGGAGGUGCUUCACUCGCCCUCGUACAGGGAGAACAUGCAGCGCCUUUCCCGUCUCCAUAGAGACCGGCCCAUGCACCCCUUAGACAGCGCCAUCUACUGGACCGAGUUUGUCAUGCGGCACAAAGGGGCCGCGCAUUUGCGCACAGAGUCAUACAAGAUGCCCUGGUAUGCGUACCACUCAGUGGAUGUGGUCGUGUUCUUGUGUGUGGUGUUGACAGGGAUUCUGGGUAUUGUAGUCUUCACAAUUCGCUUCCUGUGUCUCAGACUGUGCAAAAGAGGCAAGUCAAAGGUGGAAUGAAGGGAAACUAUGCAAUCAUGUGGGGUUUUGUUGUCAAGCUUUAAAAAAUGCAAUGGAAGUAAUAAUGCAUUUCUGAAGGAAGAGUGAAUAUAUGUUUCUCAUUAAGCUUUUACAUUGUUGUCUUUUAUUGCCAGUAAAAUGUAAGAAUUCGAAUACGCAGUAGUCAUUUCUUCAGAAUGACCUGAUUGCUGUAACUCUAGAGGCAAGCUUUACCUUACACUUCAAAAUGUUGUACAAAAAGCUUUACCUUACACUACAAAAUAUAAAAAAAUGUAUAUACGCUAUAAAAUGUUUAUUUACCCUAAUAAGUGUUCAUUGUCUUAAACCAAAAAAACACAAAGGGAUUCUUACAUUUAAACACCUAACCAAACCUUUGAAAACUAUUGAAAUGGUUUUAGAAACUCUUAAUCAAAGGAUAGACCUCCAAAGAGUUUAAGAUGAAGGGUUUGAUAUUGUUUUCUUGUUUUCUACAAUGAACAGUUUUAUAAAGCUGAAAACUUUAAGGGUAUAGAAUAUACACCCUCAUUGUUAUUUUCGGAGAAUGCACUCAAGGAGUUGGUCCAAUUUCUCUCUUUAUCUUAAAGCUCAAUCCUACUCCUUAAAGCUAUUUAUUUUAAUGCUCAAUCCUUGCUUUCACAGCUGUAAAAAAAACAACACUUAAUUGGACCAAAAGAAACCUAUACUCCCUGGAAGAAGAAAUGGUUUUGUUUGUAAGAAAGAUGAUUCCACAGACUACUCUGGUGUGGAAUGAGACUAUAACCCAGUACAUAAGCUUCUGAUGUAAUGCUAUGAGAUGAUAUCAGUUACUGCACAAAUCUGGUUGCUACAGCUUCAGAUACUUUGUACUUCAUACUGUACUAUGUAUUUCAUACUUCUUUUUAAUUAUUAUUAUUAUUUAGCAAUGGUUUGGAAAUUAACACUUGCAUUGUAAUUCAUUAAUAGAAAUGGCAUCAAAUAUUAUUUUGUGGGUUUUAAUGAUACAAAGAGGAAUGUAAAUGGUGAAACACAUUUGAAAUAUCAAAACAUUUAAUGUAAUACCAGAGUGUUGUACUGUGAAACUAUCAAAAAUUAAUUUCUCAGUGGUUCUUGAAGCCAACGAUGACUCUACUAUACAUUUUUCACAACAAUAAACCCUUGCCUUGUUUGUCCAUGGCACAUGGCACACAGGUUGUGGUCUGUACAUUCUGGUACUUUUAAAUUCUCUCUCCUCAUAUUCUAUGACAACAUUUCAGAUGACACUAGACAAAAGUACUAGAGUAUAUCUACUGUAAAGGUCAGUUGAUUUUGUAAUCAUUAAUGUAAGAAAGGCUGUAUAGUCUACCUAUUAUAGUUCAAAACACACUGUUGUCAGAAAUAGCAAUGGACUUCAAUAAGCAUCAUAGUUAAGAGUGUCAAAAAACUCUUCUGUUCUGCUGUUGUACUGACAACCAGCAGAGGGCACUGUGUGUCAAAGUGUUGCAGUGUUCUGGUUCCUCUGUUGCCAUAGCAACCUACAGGGCCUUCUCACAUAUCCAUCUGUAGUGGGUGUGGCAGGGUGCGUCCAUCCAGCUGUUGAGCUCCGUCUCGGCCGUGUCAAUGUGGCCACAGUCCUCUCCCUGCUCAUUGGACACGCGCCAAUCAUCCGGCUCACUGGUGCCGUCAGCCCGCUGAACCCAGUACCUGUGAAGAGUUUUGUUUGAUUGAUUGAUUGAUGGAUUGAUUGAUUGAUUUUGUUUCAUUCCAAAAGCAAAUCAUCAAUAGUCAACUCACUGUUUUAGCUUUAUUCAAGUAUACUAUGUUAACUGAGCAGGAGUGUACAAAUUCCUUCUGUCAUCAAUUUCUGAAUGUUCUCAAUUUUCCAGACGUUUCUUAAUUAACAGUACUAUUUUCUCAGCAGUAAUAAAAUGAAUAUGGACAUGUGUAA